AUGCCUCCAGAAAAAGUAUCCAAGGCUCUGGUGCGGAUCAAUAGUAUGCUGGAUCAAGCUACUACUUCGCAGCAGAACAUUCGGAAGCUAUUGGGGAGUCUGCGGCAUGUUGUAACAUGCAUUCCAUCCGCCAAGCCAUUUCUUCAACAAUUAUCAGGAACACGACCAAUUGACUACAAUAUUUACAUGGAUGCCAGCGAUUUCGGGCUCUGUGCGCUAUUUCCAGCACGAAGGGAGUACCUCCAAGUCGCGUUUAACCCUCAAGAACGGCUGACUAUCUCGGAAUUUCGUUUGAUGGGGAAAGGCGACUACAAUAUCAAUUUACGGGAGCUGAUGAGUGCGGUAUUUGCAUCUAUCGCUUGGGGUAGUUGCUGGUCGGGUGAUGCCAACGACGGCCAUCGUCGUGUUCGCUUCUGGAUUGACAAUACAUCGGCUAUUGCAUGGAAUAACCAUUGCUCCAGUCGAAACUUGGAAGCUCAACGAUUGCUACGAAGUCCCGCCUUACUAGAAGUAAAACAUUUAUUUUUCGUGACAGCUUCGCAUAUAGUAGGAGAGGCCAAUACCAUGGCGGAUGCUGGAUCGAGGACACAGGUCGAGCUACCGACCAACUCAAGGAAUCUCUCGCAAGUUUGGGAGCGUUUCUGCGAGCAAGUGCGCUGGUGGACUCAUCUCGAGAGCACUACCAACGUUACUGGAAACAAUGGACAACCUGGUGUGAGUGGAUGA
Molecule: messenger RNA, 726 nt
Organism: Phytophthora nicotianae INRA-310
Lineage: Eukaryota; Oomycota; Peronosporomycetes; Peronosporales; Peronosporaceae
Exons: 3
Coding region: 1-726 (241 amino acids)
Source: RefSeq, a predicted model, not a curated record